UCCGUCCCUCACCCACUGCUCGUCCUCCUCCUUUUCAGCAUCCCUCUCAGCCAGCGGCAUGACCCGCGCCUCGACGCCGGGGCUGCCUUUCCUCCUCGCCCUGGUGUUGCUGUUCUGCCGCCCGCUGGCCGGGGACCCUGGCCAAGGAGAGGCCACUUGGUCCCACUUCGCUCGGUUGCCCUUCGAGGACCAGCUUUUCCUUUACGACACCUUCCCCGAGGGCUUCCUGUGGGGGACGGGCAGCGCCGCGUACCAGGUGGAAGGCGCCUGGAACAACGACGGCAAGGGGCCCUCGGUGUGGGACGCCUUCGCGCAGCGCCCCCGCGCAGCGCUCCUCCGGGGUGCCGCCGAGCCGCCGCCGUCCGGGAACGUGGCCAGCGACAGCUACAACCGCGUGGAGCGCGACUUGGACGCGUUGAGCCUGCUGGGCGUCUCCCAUUACCGCUUCUCGCUGGCCUGGGCGCGCCUCCUCCCCAACGGGACGGCGCCCGUCAACCUCGCCGCCCUGCGGCACUACGCGCGCCUCUUCUUCGGCCUGAGGCAGCGCGGCGUGGAGCCCGUGGUCACCCUCUACCACUGGGACCUGCCUCAGCGCCUCCAGGAUGUUUAUGGCGGCUGGGAGAACCCGGCCCUCGCCGACUUUUUCCGGGACUACGCCGAGCUCUGCUUCAGGCACUUCGGCGAGCACGUGCGCUACUGGCUCACGAUAGACAACCCUUACCUCGUGGCGUGGCACGGCUACGCCACGGGCAGGCUGCCCCCUGGCGUGCGGGGCGGGCGGGAGGUGGGCUACAGGGCGGCCCACAAUCUCCUUCAGGCCCAUGCCAAAGCGUGGCAUCUUUACAACGAUCAUUUCCGUGCUGCUCAAGGGGGUAAAGUGUCAAUUGCCUUAAGUUCUCACUGGAUAAAACCUCGACCCAUGAUUGGAAACAGUAUACAGGAAUGUCAGAAAUCUCUUGACUUUGUGCUGGGCUGGUUUGCUAAACCGAUAUUUAUUGAUGGAGACUAUCCCCAGAGCAUGAAGAGUAAUCUUUCCUCUGUGCUGCCAGAAUUCACUGAAGCAGAGAAGAGAUUUGUCAGAGGGACAGCUGAUUUCUUUGCUCUUUCUUUUGGGGCCACGUUGAGUUUCCAUCUUGUGGAUUCUGGCCUGUUAUUCCAGCAGCUGGAAUCACUAAGCCUAAGGCCACUGCUUUACUGGAUAAGCUGUGAAUAUAAUAAACCAGAGAUCUUCAUUGUGGAGAACAGCUGGUUUGUUUCUGGUAACACCAAGACUGAGGACUCCAAGUACAAGAAUUAUCUUAAAGAUUUCAUUAUGGACACUUUGAAAGCCAUCAGAUAUGAUGGAGUUACUGUCAUUGGGUACACAGUUUGGUCUCUCAUGGAUGGCUAUGAAUGGCUCAGAGGCUACAACAUUCGACGGGGUCUGUUUUAUGUUGACUUUCAAAGCCAGGAUAAAAACCUGAUGCUGAAGUCUUCAGGAAUAUUCUACCAAAAGCUGAUAGAGGACAAUGGUUUUCCUCUAGUACCAGAAAACCAGCCAAUAGAAGGAACUUUUCCCUGUGGUUUUGCUUGGGGGAUUACUCAAAGCUUUCUUCAGGCAGAUACAACACAGUCCCAGUAUCUUGACCCUAAUGUUUAUGUUUGGGACAUCUAUCAAACAAAGGAGCUCAUUAAAGUUGAUGGAACUAGUGCCCUAAAUCGCAAGCCUCACUGUGUUGAUCUUGCAGCUCUCAGGCUCCAGAUUUCUUUACUUCAGGAAAUGCAUGUCACACACUUCCAUUUUUCACUGACAUGGCCUUUAAUUCUCCCUUUAGGUAAUGAAACAUUAGUUAACCACUCACUCCUAUUUUACUAUCAAUGUUUUGUCAGUGAACUACUUAGAGUUAAUAUAACACCUGUUGUUGCUUUAUGGCAACCCACGGCUGAGAAUCAAGGCCUUCCUCUUCCUCUCGCUGAGCAUGGAGGAUGGGAGAACCGACAGACUGUGGAGGCCUUUAUUGAGUAUGCCAAGUUCUGCUUUGAAAAACUUGGCCAGUAUGUCAAAUUUUGGAUCACGAUGAGUGAUCCCAGUGAGAAUACUCUGACAUAUGAAGGAGCACAUAAUUUACUGAAGGCCCAUGCGAAAGCAUGGCACUUAUACGAUAAAACAUUCCGGAAGACUCAGAAAGGUAAAAUCUCUAUUGCCUUCCACACCAUCUGGGUUGAGCCCUUUUCAAAAAAUGAUUACAGUGCAGCCCAGCGUGUUUUGGAGUUUAAGAUUGGCUGGCUUGCUGAGCCCAUCUUUGGAACUGGUGACUAUCCAGAUGUGAUGAGACUGUGGCUUCACCAGAAGAACAGCCUAAGUUCUCAUUCUUCACAUUUACCUUAUUUCUCAGAGGAAGAGAGAAAUCUAAUACAUGGAUCGUUUGACUUUUUUGCCUUGAGUCAUUACACUACAUUGCUUGUGAGUUCUGUAAAUGAAGAUUCUGCCAAUUACGAUCACUUCCUUGAGGUCCAAAAGCAAAAUGACAUCACCUGGGUGAAAUCGCCUAACAGGACUCCAGUGGUGCCCUGGGGGUUACGCAAGCUUCUCACAUGGGUGAAAAAUAAAUAUGGUGAUAUUCCAGUUUACAUCCUAGCCAGUGGAAUCGAUGAUGGGCAGAAUGUGGAUAAAGACAAACUGAGAAUAUACUAUUUGGAGAAUUAUAUCAAUGAAGCCUUAAAAGCCUACACCUUGGAUAAGGUUAACCUCCGUGGCUAUUUUGUCUAUUCUUUCAGUGACAGGGGUGAUUCUAGAUCGUAUGGACUCUAUCGAUAUUUAAUAAACCAAUAUGAGCCAAAGCCUUCCAUGAUGCAUUAUAGACAGAUAAUUGACAAUUACACCUUUUCUGGCUUGGAAAACACUGACCUGCUUUGCCCCAAAGAGCUUAUUCACUGCUCAGAAUGUGAUUCCUUCCAACCCAGAAGAUCUUUGCUUGCUUUUAUUUCUUUUAUAUUGUUUUCUUUCAUUGUCACUGUAUUUCUGAUAACUUACUACUCCAAGAAGAUUGAUAGAAGGCAUGAAUACCGAUUUCCUGUUGCUCAUUGUCCUUUACACACAUUACCUGGGGGAGCUCAGAAGUAA
Messenger RNA from Rhineura floridana, 3103 nucleotides. It is a transcript of the gene KL, whose product is annotated as klotho. The coding region runs from base 59 to 3103 and encodes 1014 amino acids. Lineage: Eukaryota; Metazoa; Chordata; Lepidosauria; Squamata; Rhineuridae. Gene Ontology annotation, molecular function: hydrolase activity, hydrolyzing O-glycosyl compounds. The transcript is spliced from 5 exons. The record is from RefSeq and is a predicted model, not a curated record. Gene Ontology annotation, biological process: carbohydrate metabolic process.